This is a messenger RNA of Harpegnathos saltator (Jerdon's jumping ant), 1931 nucleotides long. Its product is annotated as cytochrome P450 9e2-like. Gene Ontology annotation, molecular function: monooxygenase activity; iron ion binding; oxidoreductase activity, acting on paired donors, with incorporation or reduction of molecular oxygen. The record is from RefSeq and is a predicted model, not a curated record. The coding region runs from base 60 to 1619 and encodes 519 amino acids. Lineage: Eukaryota; Metazoa; Arthropoda; Insecta; Hymenoptera; Formicidae. The transcript has a single exon.
UAACGUGUUAUACCGCGAACGACGUAGCCAUUCAUUCUCGGACGCGUUCUCUGAUCACGAUGGAGUCGUCGUUGUCUUCGUCGUCGUUAUUUUCGUCGCCCUUCGCGAUUUUGUUGACCACUUUGAUCAUUAUCGGUGUGCUAAAGAUUAUCGCCUAUCUGUAUCAUCAGCAUAUAUACUGGAAGAAACGAGGUGUUCCUCAAAUACGCGGGAUUCCGGGAAUGAAAGUAGGCUGGAAAUUGUUACUGCAACGUAUAAACUUCACGGAAUACAGUCAAUUUAUCUACAACGAUGUGCCGGACGCCAAGUACAUCGGUCAUAUGGACAUGGCCACACCUGUUGUCUUCCUACGUGACCCUGAGCUGAUUAAGGACGUGAUGGUGAAAGAUUUCGAACAUUUCCCGGACCACAGGAGUUUCGCGAGCGAAGAAGUAGACCCAUUAUUUGAUAAAAACGUUUUCGCUUUGCGCGGCAAUCGCUGGAAAGAGAUGAGAAACACGCUGAGCCCUUCUUUUACCGCUAGCAAGAUGAAGAUCAUGUUCGAGUUAGUGUCCAAGUGUUCCUGCGAAUUCGCCGAAUAUUUGGCCGAUCAUCCAGAGCAGUGCGCCUCUAUCGACACAAAAGAGGCUUUCAGACGAUACACUACCGAUGUGAUUGCGACAUCGGCCUUCGGCAUCAACGUUAACUCCAUGAAAGAUAGGGACAACGAAUUUUUCAUCAGAGGACUUGAGACUUCCAACUUGAGUGGUUUCAAGGCCAUGAUAAAGUUCAUAUUUUUCCGCGUGUGUCCGCGAUUAACGAAGAUGUUAGGUCUGAGCUUCUUCUCGCCGGCCACUUCGCAGUUCUUCAGAAAAAUCGUGGCAGAGACAAUCAAAGUCCGGGAAGAACAAGGUAUCGUCCGGCCAGACAUGAUUCACUUGCUGAUGCGAGCUCGGGACAAGGAAGGCCCCAGUGUGCAUGAGAUGACGUUGGACGAUAUUGUCGCGCAGGCCCUAAUUUUUUUCCUCGCCGGUUUCGACACGUCGGCGACGCUCAUGUGUUUCGUCGCCCAUGAACUCGCGGUGCAUCGAGAUAUCCAAGAUCGUCUGUGGGAGGAGGUGGAGAAGCACUUUGUCGAGGGAGAGGGCAAAAUCACGUAUGAGGCGAUGUCGAAGAUGGUUUACAUGGACAUGGUAGUGUCGGAGGCUCUGCGGAAGUAUCCGCCAGUGGUGUUCCUUGACAGGCUUUGCGCCAAGAAGUAUGAGCUUCCUCCGGCAAAGCCUGGCUAUAAGAACGUCAUCGUGGAGCCUGACUCUAUGACGUGGACGCCUGUUUAUGCGCUGCAUCAUGACCCCAAGUACUUCUCGAACCCCUCCAAGUUCGACCCCGAGAGGUUCAGCGACGAGAAUAAGGACAACAUCAUACCGUAUACUUACUUGCCCUUCGGUUUAGGGCCCAGGAAGUGUAUUGGUAAUCGCUUUGCUCUCAUGGAGACGAAGUUGUUGGUGGCUCACCUUCUUCACAGAUUUAUUUUCAAGACUACGGAAAAGACUGUCGAGCCCAUCGUAUUCGACAAGAAGCAGUUCAAUCUGCAACCUGAUGGCGGAUUCUGGAUCGCUUUGGAAAAGAGGCAGAAGUGAAACGAGAUAGCGUAGAAAAGAAUAGUUUAUUUGACAUCUUCUACAAAUGUUUUAUUGUUUUAUAAUUAAGAUAUUUAACACGUGUAUGGAUAAGAUCGUUCUCGAGAGUUAACUCUCGCUAGCAAUUAAAACGUAUUAGGCAUGUUUUAUUGCCGGCCGAAGAUCAAGCGUUUCUUUAUCUGUGAUAGCGGAUAAACACUUUUCAUAUUUUCUUGUUGCCGGUUUGCACCAUACAUAUUUGAUAGCGGUCGAGUGUCCUGGUUGUUGUUUUACAUUUUUAUUUCGUUGAACUUUUGUGAUAUAUAUGUGUAU